Pimephales promelas (fathead minnow) is the source of this 1962-nucleotide messenger RNA. It is a transcript of the gene fxyd7, whose product is annotated as FXYD domain containing ion transport regulator 7. Gene Ontology annotation, cellular component: membrane. Gene Ontology annotation, molecular function: sodium channel regulator activity. NCBI's taxonomy places the organism in Eukaryota, Metazoa, Chordata, Actinopteri, Cypriniformes, Leuciscidae. Gene Ontology annotation, biological process: regulation of sodium ion transmembrane transporter activity. The record is from RefSeq and is a predicted model, not a curated record.
AAAAAAAAUCGAUUUGGUGGGCAAGGCAGACGUUUGGCUGAGUCCACCCCUGUACAUUCCUACAUUGUCUAGAUAGAACCAGCCCGGUCCCAUCUACCAUCCUCCUGCAGGCCCCGGUCCUGUUGCUGCAUAGGUGGGGUUCUGUGUGUCGCAUGUAUUCGUUGGGUGGGGGGUGUUUGGCUCAGGAUCCCCACCGCAUUGGACAGCAUGCAUUUUAUCUACCCAACACCAGAGUGAGACCCGGGAGCUUCCCCUACCGAGUUAAAGGGAAACACCGACAAAUCUGCACCGAUAGGGGGCGUAAGUGUAACUCCCGAAGCCAGCAUCGACGCAGUGCUCCUCCACGCCCUCUUCUCUUCAUUCACUGUGCUCAAUUUCAGCUUGUAGCAAGACCAAGGAAGCCUUGUCUAGAAACAGCACUGCAGUCAUGGCAGUUUCAACAGAGUCAUACAUGGAUUUGGACCAGAGUGCCUUUCAUUAUGAUUACGAGACGUUGCGGACCACGGGUGUCAUCCUAGCUGCGAUUAUGUUCGUUGGUGGAAUUCUUAUUGCUCUGAGUAAAAAGUGCAAAUGUUCGAAAUCCAAAUCUAGUCCAGUGGAAAGCCCUCAACCACAGACAGAAGUUCCCCCUCAAACGGUGUAAAGCUGAUGGUGCAACGGGGCGGCUCAUUACAGUGAGAGGAAAUGCUCAGACUCACAAAGUUACUUACAAGAAUGUGGAGGAGAGUAGAACCCGCUUGACCUCUUUUUGUAACCUCAGCCUAAAUGCUGGUGUGUGGCUGUAUUUUUAGGUCGCUCAGUAGAACAUGUGCUUCAUUAUGUCGUUAUAGUGCUAAUGAUACCAUUCAUGAUGCACCUCAUAUGACUGCGGUUAUUUGACUUAUGCAUGAAUAAUUUGCUUUAAUUGUGAUUUAUUAUAUGAGGGCUACCGGUAGAUCUAAAGGCAUUUUUUUGGAAAUACUUCAGCAGACUGAUUGAAUGACAGAUGUUUCAUCUAAUAGAUUUCAUAUCCUUCAGACAGAUACGGUGAAAUUGAAUUUAACACUCGUUUACAUUUUAACAAAGAAUAAACGACUUCUUAGCAGCUCUCCAGCAUGGAACUAUGCACAAUCCUGUGUGUCGCCCUGUGUAAUUUGUGCAUGACGGGUGUCAACAAAAUGUAAGGCAAUUGUAAAUUUGAGUAUUUAUGUCUUGUAUUAUUAUAUUUAUUUAUUAUUUUAGUUCCUGAAUAUUUAUUAUUUCUAUAUUGAAUUAUACUAUUGGAUCCAUUCCAUCCAUUUACUGAAAAAAUAAUCUAAACAUACACAAACGUAUUUCCGUUUACAAAUUUUAAGGUCAUUUAUUGGAUCAGAAAAGUCAUUAUGCUACUGCGCAUGUCUUUGAGGAAGGGAUAGAAACUAAGAAAGUCUUGCCUUAAGAACUAAUGGUGUAACAAUCAAAUGCAGAGUUGCAAAGUAACUAGUAGUUACUAAACCCCUAAUAUAACUGAACAUUAAGUAACUACUCACGAGCAGCUGGUGGAACCUAACCUUGGAGUUAAACAUGAUCUUAUGUCAAUUGUAACAGCAUGAAUGUUUAUAUACUGUUUUCCAGAAAACAAAGCACUUUACAGUAAUACUUUAAUUACUCCCAUUACUAAAAGCAACUGAUUUAAUUGCAACUGGAUGUAUUUAUGUCUCAUGUACUAAUAAAUGAAAAAGCAUCCAUAUAACUUUUAGAAAAAUGAAUCAGUGAUCAUUUGGCAUGUUUUUUUUUUUUUUGGGGGAGGAAUGCAGAAGUUUUUUUUGUGUGUGUGUGUGUGUGUGUGUGUAUUAUACUUUGAAAUGAAGUUAUUGAGUAUGACUAAGCAGCAGUCGUAAUGAUGAGUUCGAUACAGUUAUAUGAAAAUGCCUUUUUAUUAUUCAUCCAAAAAUUAGUCGUCAUACCAAAGACAUUUGUCUCAAUAAAAGAUCCUGAGUUAUA